AUGGGUGCACAAGGAGCUCUUGGACCUUCAGGAGCGCCCGGCCAACCGGGUCAGCAAGGUCAGCAAGGUCAAAGAGGUGAUUCAGGUUUGCAGGGCGACCAAGGGCCAUCAGGACAACCAGGAAACAUGGGUCCAGCAGGACAGCCUGGCUCUCGUGGAUCACAAGGAGCGCAAGGUGCACCUGGGGCACCGGGAAUAAAUGGACAGCAAGGUGCAACUGGUAUGCCGGGUCUCAAUGGUGCCAAUGGACCAAUUGGCAGUCCUGGUUCCCAAGGACAACCAGGUCUCUCUGGAUCUCCAGGUCAGCAGGGUCAAAGAGGAGACAAUGGCUUACCAGGUUCUACAGGAGCUCCUGGCUCUAAAGGCCAGCAAGGCAACAAAGGUUUACCAGGCAAUUCAGGAUCAUCUGGAACACCCGGUCAGCCUGGAGCUCCAGGUACUCAGGGAUCUACUGGUUCAGUUGGUGCUAAUGGAGCAACUGGUCUUCAAGGCUUACAAGGUGAUGCGGGAACACCUGGACAACCUGGUCAACGAGGCCAACCUGGGUUGCCAGGAACUGACGGUCAGCCGGGAUCUCAAGGACAACAAGGAUUACGGGGUGAACAAGGACAACAAGGUGUGGCAGGCUUUCCGGGUUCUGUUGGACAACAAGGUGUGCAAGGUCUUCAAGGAGCAAGAGGUCAGACAGGAUCACCUGGUCAAAAUGGACAACAAGGACCUCAAGGUUCAUUUCUUUAG
Molecule: messenger RNA, 738 nt
Organism: Helobdella robusta
Lineage: Eukaryota; Metazoa; Annelida; Clitellata; Rhynchobdellida; Glossiphoniidae
Exons: 2
Coding region: 1-738 (245 amino acids)
Source: RefSeq, a predicted model, not a curated record